Messenger RNA from Exserohilum turcica Et28A, 465 nucleotides. RefSeq lists its product as uncharacterized. Gene Ontology annotation, biological process: quinate catabolic process. The record is from RefSeq and is a predicted model, not a curated record. The coding region runs from base 1 to 465 and encodes 154 amino acids. The transcript has a single exon. Lineage: Eukaryota; Fungi; Ascomycota; Dothideomycetes; Pleosporales; Pleosporaceae. Gene Ontology annotation, molecular function: 3-dehydroquinate dehydratase activity.
AUGUCAAGGACAAAAUCUAUACUCUUAGUUAAUGGCCCAAAUCUCAAUCUUCUAGGCACGCGCGAACCCGCAAUCUAUGGAUCCACUACUCUCUCGGACGUCAUCUCCUCUGCUACAGAACAAUGUGCCAAGCUCACUCUGCAAUUCUCACAUGUUCAAUCCAACCAUGAAGGCGUAUUAGUAGACCGCAUACACGAGGCGCGUGGCCAUAUCGACUUUGUCGUGAUCAAUCCCGGAGCUUUUACGCACACUAGCGUGGCACUGCGGGAUGCCUUGAGCGGUGUAGAUAUGCCGUUUGUGGAAGUUCACAUUAGCAACAUUCAUAAGAGAGAAGCUUUCCGACAUCAUAGCUACCUGAGUGACAAGGCAGAGGCGGUGAUUUGCGGACUGGGUGUGUUUGGAUAUGAAGCGGCUAUUGAGUAUGCUGCCAGGUACCUUGAGAAGAAAGAGAAAGCAAAGCUAUAG